AUGGCUCACCCGUAUGGCACCGACAACGAGGACCGCCCUGCGUUGCAGAUAAAGGAUGAGCAUGUCAUUGCCUGCCUCCGAUGCUUGGCGAUGGAUGCGGUGCAGAAGGCCAAUUCCGGUCAUCCUGGCACCCCCAUGGCCAUGGCUCCCGUUGGCUAUACUUUGUGGGCGAGGACUCUGAGCUAUGAUCCAGAGGACCCAAAUUGGCCGAAUCGUGACCGCUUUGUGCUGUCCAUGGGCCAUGCAUGCAUGCUCCAAUACGGCCUUCUCCACUUAGCUGGCGUGAAGAAGGAAUCUGGUGACCCGGCAGUUUCUCUGGACGACAUCAAGAACUUCCGGCAGUUUGGCUCCAGCUGCCCGGGCCACCCUGAGUUUGGUGAAACAGUGGGUGUCGAAGUGACCACCGGUCCCCUCGGUCAGGGCGUCGCUACCAGUGUAGGCAUGGCGAUCGCCUCCAAGUGGCUGGCAGCGAACUUCAACAGGCCCGGCUUCGACCUCUUUGACUAUGAUGUCUACGCCCUUGCGGGCGACGGCUGCUUGCAGGAAGGCGUCUCGUUCGAAGCGGCUUGCAUAGCAGGGCAUCUCAAGCUCGGCAACCUUUGUUGGAUCUGGGACAACAACGGGAUCACCAUCAGCGGAAGCACUGCGUUGUCGACUUCGGAAGACAUCCCCGCACGCUUCGGUGCUUGUGGCUGGAAUGUCAGAACGGUUGAAGAUGCCAAUGACGUGAAGGCGCUGGAAUCGGCCUUCUCCCUGAUCAAGCAGGAGCAAGAUCGGCCGACGCUCCUCGUGGUUCAGUCCCGCAUCGCCUGGGGAGCCCCGAAUAAGCAGGGUUCUCACCACGCUCACGGCACUCCCCUUGGUGAUGAGGAAGUCUCGGCUGCCAAGAGCUUCUACAACUGGCCGAACGAGAAGUUCCUGGUGCCAGACGAGGUGUGCCGACAUUUCCGUAGGCAGCUGGCACGAGGAACCGAGAAGCACAAGGACUGGAAGAAGCUCCUCGACAGCUACAAGACCAAAUACCCGGACGAGGGCAAGCGCCUUGAGCUGCUCCUUGGCGGUCAGCUGCCCAAGGGCUGGGACGAGCACUUCGAGGCCUUCCCUACGGACCCGAAGGGUAUGGCGACCAGGCAGUCCAGCAGCGUCUGCCUGAACAUGGUUGGCGAAGGUGUCCCAUGGCUCAUCGGUGGCUCCGCCGAUCUAGCCAACAGCUGUGGGACAGUGCUUCAAGGUAUGGGCAACCUCAUGCCACCAACCUUGGAGUCGGGCAACUACGCUGGCAGAAAUCUUCAUUUCGGCAUCCGCGAGCAUGCCAUGGGCUCCAUCGUGAACGGCUUGGCCCUCUCGAGGUUGCGACCAUUCUGCUCGACCUUCCUGGCAUUCAGCGAUUACAUGAAGCCACCUCUCCGACUGUCCUCGAUGAUGCGAAUCCCCUGCACUUUCGUUUUCACGCACGACUCCAUAGGUGUGGGCGAGGAUGGUCCAACUCAUCAGCCCGUGGAGCACCUCGAUGCGCUGCGGGCACUCCCGGGCAUGGUGGUUUUUCGCCCUUGUGAUGCCAACGAGUGUUUGGAGAUGUGGAAGCACAUCAUGAAGGAGAACCGUCUCGCGCCCGUUGCAGCCAUCCUCUCACGGCAGUCCUUGCCUACACUGGAUCGCGAGAAGUUUGCAUCGGCAUCUGGCCUCCACAAGGGCGGCUACAUAUUGACAUGCUCGUCGAACGGCGGAGCUCCUGAUGUGAUUCUCAUGUCCACAGGCAGCGAGGUCCACCUCAUGCUUGAGGCACACGAUGCACUGUCUGCUGAUGGCAUCGAAGUCUGGUCAUUGAGCAUGCCUUCGAUCGAGUUGUUCAAGAGUCAGCCUGCGAAGUACAUCGAGAGCGUUCUGCCCAGUGGCUGCAGAGCGCGGGUUUCCAUCGAAGCCAGCAAGGGUGACUGCUGGGGAAGCCUCAUCGGGCUGGAUGGAGAACACGUGGGAAUGAAUGGCUUUGGGGCCUCGGGCCCUAUGGAGAGGAUCCAGAUGGAGAAGGGCCUUACCGUUAAAGCUGUUGAGAAUGCAGCCAGGCGUGUCAUGAAAGAGCAGGUGAACACGAAGCUGCAUUCCAACUCGAAGAAACGUGAAAGGACCUUCGACAGCGAAGAGGCAUCAGCACAUCGGCGAUCAUUUCAGCAAGGUAGCGCUAUUGUCUUUCAGCCCAAAGCCUUCUGUCUACCAGCCGCUGAUUUCGCAGGCACCCGUGCUGCAGAUUUUGCACUUCUUUGA
Molecule: messenger RNA, 2262 nt
Organism: Symbiodinium sp. CCMP2592
Lineage: Eukaryota; Dinophyceae; Suessiales; Symbiodiniaceae
Source: the annotation of a GenBank genome assembly